AUGUCCAACAACUCAGGCAACAAUGUUCCCACAACCUCAGACUCCCAGAUAGAUUCUACCAAGUAUAACAGUUCCAAAGUCGCUGAUCCCGAAACUGCCUCUAUUGCUACCUUUUCCUCGUCAGCCCCCCUUUUCAAAAAGGACCAGAAGGAAAAGAACGGAACGGAAAUCGAUGCCAAGAAGCUCCAGGAACAGGCCCUCAGGUCACAGAUUCGAUUCAGUAUGUAA
Fusarium proliferatum ET1 is the source of this 228-nucleotide messenger RNA. RefSeq lists its product as uncharacterized. Lineage: Eukaryota; Fungi; Ascomycota; Sordariomycetes; Hypocreales; Nectriaceae. The coding region runs from base 1 to 228 and encodes 75 amino acids. The record is from RefSeq and is a predicted model, not a curated record. The transcript is spliced from 2 exons.